CGAUUCAUACGAUUCAUACAGUCAGGGUGGUGUGUGUGUGUGUGUAUGGGGUGUGUGUCGCUGACAAACAAACGGGAUCAGCGCGCUGACACACAUUGUUGUAUUUUAACUUGCGUUCAUCCGAGCUGCAGCGGACUAAAGGGACCUUCAACAGAAACAUUACAUACAUGCAUAAAUGUGUGUGUUGUAGGAUUUUCGAGGAUUUUAAAGUGGAGUGUUGCAGAUUCUGUCACAUUGGCACAUUCAGACUGGGAGUGACUUCUGCCUGCUUGGCAGUGUUGCAGGUUUCCUAGGAUGGUAUAGGCUAAUCCUCUUUUUUUUAUUCACCAAAGGAAUAAUUGCUGAACUUUUUUUUCGUUCUCCAUGGUGCUUGAAGGCAGGGAGAUGGACGGGAUCGGGUACACCAUGCAGAAGAAGGCUGCGGAGCUGGAGCGGCUGGCCGAGGUGCUCGUAACCGGGGAACAGCUCAGGCUGCGGCUCCACGAAGCGAAGGUGAUCAAGGAUCGGCGACAUCACCUACGAACUUACCCAAACUGCUUUGUGGCCAAGGAGCUCAUUGAUUGGCUGAUAGAACACAAGGAAGCAUCAGACCGAGACACAGCCAUCAAGAUCAUGCAGAAACUUUUGGACCAGAGCAUCAUUCACCACGUGUGUGAUGAGCACCGGGAGUUUAAAGACUUGAAGCUGUUCUACCGUUUCCGGAAAGAUGACGGCACGUUCCCGUUGGACAGUGAAGCCAAAGUCUUUAUGAGGGGGCAGAGGAUCUAUGAAAAGUUGAUGAACACAGAAAACACUCUAUUACAAACCAGAGAAGAAGAGGGCGAUGUGUUCGAGCGGACCCUGGUGGCCUCUGAGUUCAUCGACUGGCUUCUGCAGGAGGGGGAGAUAUCCACCAGAGAGGAGGCAGAGCAGCUGGGGAGAAGACUUCUUGAACAUGGCAUCAUCCAGCACGUCACCAACAAGCAUCAUUUUGUGGACGGGCCGCUCCUCUUCCAGUUCAGGAUGAAUUUCAGGCGGCGGCGGCGGCUGAUCGAACUUCUUCAUGAGCGAAGUCGCUGCAUCCCCGAGAGCCACGACAGCCCGUUCUGUCUCCGCAAACAGAACUCAGAAGGAGGCAACACCAGCUUUCUCUCAGUGAGUCCCACCAAAGAGAUAAAGGUGGUGGUUCGGCGAAGCAGCAUGAGCAGCAGCUGUGGCAGCAGCGGUUAUUACAGCAGCAGUCCUACACUCAGCAGCAGCCCACCUGUGCUGUGCAACCCCAAGUCUGUUCUGAAAAGACAAGUGAGUCCAGAGGAGCUGCAGACACCGGGAGGACCUUUUCUAAAGAAGACAUUUACUAUUAUGGGGGAUGCUGUGGGCUGGGGCUUCGUGGUGCGAGGUAGUAAACCCUGUCACAUCCAGGCUGUGGACCCAGGUGGACCUGCAGCUGCUGCUGGCAUGAAGGUGUGUCAGUUUGUGGUGUCAGUGAACGGGCUGAAUGUCCUCUCUCAGGACUACCGGGCUGUCAGCAGCCUGAUCCUAACUGGACCCCGGACAAUCGUCAUGGAGGUGAUGGAGGAGGCAUAAGUUUAAGGAGGGCAACAACAGAAUCCCUCAUUAACAAGUAGUGCAGUAAUAACUUUGGAGACUACAAGGUUUAGUACUUGACCUCAUAACCACAGUGACAGAGCGAUGUGGAAGCCGCUCUCUUCAAUCAUUGUUCGGACAAGAUGGAAGACAGAGCGUGUCUUAAGAAUGUGGGUAUUUGAGUGAAGUCAUUGAUGCAACCUGUGGACAAAACACAAAAGGUUGUACUUGAUUUUGUUUUUAAGUUCAAGAGCCGCCAUCUCUUCAGCUGAUGACCAGACUGCUCCAAUGUGCCAGAAACAACUCUCAGUCUCAGAGUCAAUGAAAAGGCCCCAGAGCUUGUGUUUGGAACAGAAGAACCCUUAAUCCCUGUUUUUGUUUUGAUUUAUGAGCCAGAACUUUAUCACAAUUCUAAAGAUGAAGAGUGUUUAACGGACGCUAAAGGAUGAGAGACACAUUUACAUCAGAACCAGGAGACACACAAGUCAAAUCUGAAAGUGUAACAAAGAGGAAGAAAAUCCCAUGUUAACAUUUUCUGUGACCUCUCCCCCAGUUACUUAAAGAAGCUCAGACUGAAGCUUCUGAAGGCUCAAUACUGCCCUCUACUGGGAGAGACAAUGUCAGGAACGGAGGAAAACAACUACAGUUUCAGAAUAGUUUGUUCUGUCAUUGGAAGCCAACAUGUUAAAAAGUAUAACAUUCUACCCCUGUGUAAAAGUGUUCAAAAAUAAAUUGCUAGGUAGAUUCAUAUAUAGCUCUUAAGAUUUAGUUAGUUGACAGAUAAAAGUGCAGUGAUAUGCUGUAAGUGAAAUUAACAGGCACAAUGUACAAAGAGAAGUUACUAAAGACUUUUUGCACAAACAAACUGGAGACUAAUAGUGUUUAUGGGAUAGGAGCGUCAUUAGACUUCCAGCUUAAACAACGGCAGCACUGAGAACAUCAUGGAGACUUUAUGAAUAUUGUUUUUUUUUUUUUUUAGAAUUUAUAACCCCUGAACUUUUUGGUAUCUUUCAGUUUUCUUUUACAAUGACAAUGUGUCAUAAAACCAGUUUUUUAUAUAAAACAUCAGAGAAUUAAUCUUCUCUGUUAUGCUUUCCGUUCAGCCAUUAAAUGCUAUCAGGAAAUGUAUCUUAGACACGUUCCUUUUUUUGUGUGCCAAAAAGUACAAAAAAAACCUUUAAGGAUAAAUACGUGUCAAAAGACUUGGAACAGAUUGGAGUUAUAUUACCCCAUCCAGAUUUAGAAAAUUGUAUUUACUUACAGCCAAGUUGGCCUUGAAUUGAGAAUUGGUUUCUGUAUUAUUUGAUGUUAAAAUAAUAUUUUCAUGAAACAUUUGUUUUUAAUGAAAGGAAGAACUUAGGUGACAAUACUGCCCUAUUCUUUCUGAAUAAAAUGAAGAAUUUGAAUAUGCCUAUGUAAGCACACAAUCUCUGUAAUGAUUGCAAAUCAAAUGUAACUCAUCUCCAGAGUAAAAGAGAGGCAUCUGAAAAGCUACAUUCAUCUUUGAUUUGUAGGAAAAAAAAGACUCUUAAAGACGCUGUCAGUUCUUCUAGUUUGAUACACAUUUAGUCAAAUUCAGCAUUUAGACCCUGAGUUCCCUCCCGAUAUGUGGACAACCGUGUGACCUUCAUUCGAAUAAUGGUCAAAUAAAAUGUAGUAAAUAUUUUGCUGUUGUUUGAUAUCAGCCAGUACUUACAUUAAAUAAUGUUUCAUUUUGAAAACAUGGACCCUCCUAUGAAUACAUAAUCUGAAAACCUUCACAAUUGUAAAAUAUGGCACAACUCAAACAGGAUAAAAAAAAUUAUGUAUCACUUAAUGAUCUGAAAUGUAUUUAUUUUUGUACAGCCUUGUACAUGAGAACAAAGAAGCAAGAGGAGCCACGCAACACAAUGGGGCGUACAUGCCUGUGCUCAGGACAGGGCAAAGACACAGGGACAACAGGGACAGAACAUUUUGACCAUACUAACAUGCUUACCACACAUUCUGAGGAAGACACGUCAUAGAGAAAGCCAAAGAGGAGAUGGUCAGAAUACAUUUCAUAUAUAAAGCAAUGUUGGUGUUCAGGCUGUGUUAACAUCUUUACAACAUUUGAGAAACCAGUUGUGGUGAGAUUCUGAGACUAGCCCAGUUAUCAGUGUUGUUGCCUUGAGAAGUGGGACAUCUACUCAUUUGGGGGUGGAGCCUCUGGAGGCGCGUUUGUUUGGCUCUGUAGUUUUUCUAUAAAUAAUCUUUCAAGAAUAACUGACACCAAUCUUUAAAGCAGGCUUUAGUUUUAAACGAAUGGAUUUGUAGCCUCUGAAUUAAUAUCAGACUUAACUGUAUGUUUAUAGACUGUGCCAUCAUGUGAUUAGACAGACUAGCAUGAUAGGAUCACAUUAUACAGUUAUAAGAAGAGCAUGAAUUAAUAAUGUUUGUUCUGCUCCAACAGUAACACAAAGUGUGUGUCUGUAUUCAUAGUUGAUUAGUGAGUAAACUCUUGUUUACCUUGUAUGUUUCAGACAAAAUCCCACUGACUGGUUCAUUGGAUGUGUACUUAGUCUCGCCGUAACGUAAAAUCAUGACUAGAAAACUUGUCUUUAGAAAAGCUUUUCUUUUCAUUGUGAACAUAUAUUCAGGAAAUCGUUAUUGCCAAACAGUAGAAUAAACUAUGUUACAUGCCUCUCAGUGUCUACUGUGAGUAUUCAGUGGACAUCUCUUUGGUGUUUCUCAGUGUGCUUAGAUGUUGUAAAAUGCAUGAUUCCUGUAAAUAUGUGCUUCUAAAGCCUUAGCUGCUUAUCCAAAGCGCUUUUCCAGUCUGUUUACCUCCGAAAUGAUUUUUCACAUUUCUCAGUCCUGCAGGUAAAGAAAGAUUGGAGCCUAUAAACGUCUUUGGUUUCACAUGCCUUCUGCAUCCCUACUUAUUAAAAUAACAGAACAAAGUUUAUGAGAUUAUUAUAGAUUAUAUUUGAGAUUCUCAUCUGUGUUCUAUCAUUAAUGGGAUGGAAAUUCAUGACAUUUUGACUUUUCAUUUGAUCUAAAGCUAACUUACAGUAUUUCCUGUAUACAAUCUGAACUUUAACCAGAUAUUUCAAUAUUUCAUACUUUUUGCCACAUUUCGGAUGUUUCCAUAGAGCCAUGAAACAGUUAUAUUGUUCUACUACUACAGUCCUUUUUUUUCUCUCUGGUAACUGUAAAGAAGUGAUGUGGCUGAAGGCAGUUUGGAAAUGGUACAAAAGAUGAUUUAUUGACUUUUGGUCGGCUGAAACGGGUUCACUGACUGUUCAAACUAAACGCCUGAAAGUGUUUGCCUUAACAUCUUAUUUUGCUGCUAAUCCCACGUGUUGUUGAUUUAAUGUCUUGUUCUUUUCUCCAGCUCUGUUAGCUAUAACGUGGUGUUUAGAAAGUGCUCAUUAAACUGUUAUCAUGCAUUAGUUAUGUUGACAAUCAUUGUUUUAUAGACACUACCAUGAAAAAGCACAUGUUUCUAGCAAUGAUCUGAGAGGGUGUAUUACACCAUUAUCGCCAUGUGCUGUUCAUAUUCUCACUUUUGUACUUACAUGAUAGAGCCACAUGUUUCACUAAAGGGAGUAUCUGCUUAAUGUUCACCACAUGAGGCCAGAUAGGGUUUCCACAGUAUUUUCAGCUGGUGCAGCUGUUUUAAUUUCCUCUGCUAUCACAGGUUGAAUGUAGGUUUUGUCGUUGAUACAUAUUUGCUUUUACCGCAGUCUAUUUUUGAAAAAGCAGCUAAACCUCAUUCUGAUGCUCCGAUGAAUUAAACAGUCAAUUAAGUGUUUAAUAAAGAAACUGAUUCUA
Molecule: messenger RNA, 5358 nt
Organism: Labrus bergylta (ballan wrasse)
Lineage: Eukaryota; Metazoa; Chordata; Actinopteri; Labriformes; Labridae
Gene: deptor
Product: DEP domain containing MTOR-interacting protein
Biological process (GO): negative regulation of protein kinase activity; intracellular signal transduction; negative regulation of TORC1 signaling
Molecular function (GO): protein binding
Source: RefSeq, a predicted model, not a curated record